Pediculus humanus corporis (human body louse) is the source of this 1773-nucleotide messenger RNA. RefSeq names its product Growth/differentiation factor 8 precursor, putative. Gene Ontology annotation, cellular component: extracellular region. The record is from RefSeq and is a predicted model, not a curated record. Gene Ontology annotation, biological process: SMAD protein signal transduction. Gene Ontology annotation, molecular function: cytokine activity; growth factor activity. The transcript has 7 exons. NCBI's taxonomy places the organism in Eukaryota, Metazoa, Arthropoda, Insecta, Psocodea, Pediculidae. The coding region runs from base 1 to 1773 and encodes 590 amino acids.
AUGGAGGAAUCCACGAACGAUAAAAAUUAUUUUUUUAAAAGAACAACAACAACGACAACGGCAACGACAACCACAACAACCAAGACAACAACAACAACAACAACGUGCACGAAACGGAUAAAAACUAAACUCGAAUCUAUCAACUCGAAGAUAUUAGUGAACAACAACCAAAGUGUAGACAUCGGAAAGAAAUUAUUUAGCAAUAAAAGUGACAUUUUUUAUAAUAUAACAACAACAACCACGACAACCGCGACAACCACGACUGGGAAUAAUGUAAAUACGCGUAAUAAUCCUGUCGUCGGUAAAAACAUAUGUUUAAAAGAACAUAGAAUCAAAGAAAGAGAUUUAAGAGAUGAUGAUGGUGGUAGUAGUAGUAGUACUAGUAGUAGUAGCAGUAGUAGCAGUAGUAGUUAUAGACUUAAGAGAAGAAAAGACAGAAAUAUCGGCGAAAGGGAAAAAAGACUUGGAUUAAAUCAUAAUAAUAAUAAUAAUGAUGAUGAUGAUGAUGAUGAUGAUGAUGAUGACGAUAAUGAGAACGAAGACUCGAAAAAAAAAAUCGUCGUAGGAGCAGGACCUGUAAGCGAAUGCAGUUCUUGCGCAAGGGAAAGACUUCGUAGUAAAUCACUCGAAGCAAUUAAAGAUUCGAUCCUGUCGAAAUUGGGUAUGUCACAACCGCCGAACGUGACGGAAAGGCGGAAACCUAAAAUUGCCGAUCACAUGCUUAUGGCUUUACUUAGGAAAAGGCAUUCUCAUCACGGUUCGAGCGGAUUAUAUUGGAUAGUACAGGAUGACGAUUUCGAACAAAUGCAGGGAGACGAGCCCUACGAUUCUCGUUAUAGUGGUGAUAAAGUGAGUAGCAAAAACAGCGAUUCUAGUAAUAAGAGUAAUUUUCUACGAUCUCGUGGCGGCAACGCAAGUGAUAAUAAGUAUAGUGAUUCAAGUGAGUUCCAGGAGGGAGAAGUUUUAAUGGAAGAAGAAGACGAUUACCACGUACGAACGGAAAGAAUCGUCGCUUUUUCACAACCACAUCCGAGAAUAAGGCAUUUACCUCACAUACAGUAUUUUGAAUUCAGCGACAAAUUACGAGCAAGCAAAGUGAAAAGAGCACUUUUAUGGAUUUAUAUAAAAGGUAGAGAAAGCACGAGCGUCGUCGGUAAUAAAAUUAUUAUAUCAAUAUAUAAAAUAUUAGACACGGGAAAAUCUGCUGAUUCAACGCAAUCCAUUCCCACGGGAUCCGGUGCUUGGAUCACUAUGGAAUACGUACAGAUAAAAAAUCUCGUCGCGGAUUGGUUCAGGUAUCCGCAACAUAAUUUAGGUAUCGUUAUAAGUGCCGAAGAUGGUAACAGAACAAAUUUAGCGGUAACAUCUCAUAACGGAAACGAUACGGCUUAUGUACCUUUUUUGGAAGUUUACGUUGCCGAUAAUCGUAAACAUAGAACGAAACGUACGAUAGGAUUAAAUUGUAAAGAUUCGUCAAACGAAACGAGAUGUUGCAGGUAUCCUUUAACGGUUGAUUUUAUGGAAUUCGGAUGGGAUUGGAUAAUCGCACCGACGAAAUACGAAGCUAAUUAUUGCGCAGGGGAAUGCCCUCCGGUUUUUCUUCCACUUUAUCCUCACACCCACGUUUCCCAAUUGGCAAACGCAGCCGGAAACGGUCCGUGCUGUGCACCUAGAAAACUUUCAGAAUUGGAAAUGUUAUAUUUUGAUAAUAACAUGAAUAUUGUUUUUGGAAGGAUUCCCGCCAUGAUCGUCGAUAGAUGCGGUUGCACGUAA